AUGGCGACGAAACGAGCUCGAAGAAUUCAUGAUUACAAUCAAUUGAAUUCUCUGUCCUCAGUUGUUUUGUGGGACACGGCUCCACGGCUGAAAAAAGCGAAGACUUUCUAUGAAGUUGAGAGAGUGAUAACAAGGCGAAGAAUACACUUAGUAAGUAUAUAUCUUUUGACAUAUUUUCAAAUUUCAAUGUUUUCUAGCAGACCAGCACGUGUCUAUGUAUAAAACAUAAUUCAUACCAAUAUGGCAAUAUAAUAUAUACCUAUUAGCCUAUAUAAGGAUGAAAAGUUUAGCCAAAAAACCUUUGGUGUUUGUCUAUUGAUUGUUUGCUUUUCAGAAAUGAAUUUUGUAGCUGAUGAAUGCUAUACAUAAUCCACUUGUAAAUAUCAAAAUAUGUUUACACAGGAAUAUUGGUAAUAAUGAAUAACUGAUAUACUUUUGCAAUAUUUUAGGACUAUGAAUACCUUAUAAAGUGGAAGGGAUGGUCACUUGAAUCAUGCUCUUGGGAACCAUCGACAAAUCUCACUGAAGACCUCAUCACGUAAGUGUUAAAAUAGUUCAAUUUUUUUCUUCUAACCCAGGGUAAUACAAUUUCAGCCCUCCACUAUCUAAGGUGAAAUUGCAGCUGUUGGUUGAAUUCACUUUUUGCAGGUACCUAGUCCAAUAACCCGACUCCUCGCAAUAACUGAGAAUUUUGCCAUGUAAUCAUUUCAACCCACAGUGACCGGUCAAAACAUCCCCAUAUCAAAAUGUGCCUGUCUUCUGCAAACUUUAAUUAAGCCUUCACAAUGUGGAUUGUCAUGAAUGUAUAAAUCGUUAACAAGUUAAUUUCUAUAUUCUGUAGCAAUUACGAUAAACCAAUUAAAAUAUCUGAUGAAAGACUGGAAGGAGCCUGUCGUCAGUUUGUGUUGGGGAUAAGCAAAGGUUUGCGAAGUCGUUCCGCAGCUCCUAUGUAUAUUAACAUGGAUUUGGAUAUAUGGCGAUAUCUAACAUGUGGAAAAGGGGAAGUAUCUGAGCACCGUGGUAACAAGCUGUACCAGAAAAAUGAUUUUGAGGCAUUGAAGUACCUUCCAGAGAACUGGUGGUACCAUAUAAAUCAAAAUGGAGAAGGAAUAGCAGUUGAUUUUCCUCUGAAAGCCAAGCCAAUGUUGUCCUGGUCAUCUGUCAACUUCAUGAAGAAAAACGGCAAGUUAUGCAGAGCUGCUAGGAUGCCAGUGGAGAAGAUAUGCCUAACUGUUAUAAGAAAGGCAUGCAAUGCCGAACAUAUUGUUUGA
Molecule: messenger RNA, 1271 nt
Organism: Paramuricea clavata
Lineage: Eukaryota; Metazoa; Cnidaria; Anthozoa; Malacalcyonacea; Plexauridae
Source: the annotation of a GenBank genome assembly